Messenger RNA from Lodderomyces jiufengensis, 1875 nucleotides. Its product is annotated as phosphoribomutase. The transcript has a single exon. NCBI's taxonomy places the organism in Eukaryota, Fungi, Ascomycota, Pichiomycetes, Serinales, Debaryomycetaceae. Gene Ontology annotation, molecular function: phosphopentomutase activity; magnesium ion binding. The record is from RefSeq and is a predicted model, not a curated record. Gene Ontology annotation, biological process: carbohydrate metabolic process; purine ribonucleoside salvage. The coding region runs from base 1 to 1875 and encodes 624 amino acids.
AUGUCAAUAUCGCAAGAUAAACUAAAGCAAUUGGCUCAAGAUUGGAUUUCAAUUGAUCCAAAUCCUACUACAAGUAAAGAAAUCAAAGAUCUACUUGAUAAUGAAGAAUAUGCAAAAUUAUCUUCAAAACUAUAUCCAAGAAUCGCAUUCGGAACUGCAGGAUUAAGAUCAUCAAUGGAGUCUGGUUUUGCUCAUAUGAAUGAUGUUACAGUAUUACAAGCAUCUCAAGGACUAGUUGAAUUUUUAAAAUCAAAAUUUGAUAAUCCUUCAAUUGUAGUUGGUUAUGAUCAUAGAUAUCACUCACAAAGAUACGGAGAAUUAUUAGCAAGUGUUGCAUUAUUAAAAGGAUUUACUGUUUAUUACUUGGGAUCAGUAAAAAAUUUAUCCAAAGAAUCAAUUGAAUUAUCUCAAUCAAAAUAUGAAAAUGAUAAUAAUGCUUCAAGAGAUUAUGUACAUACACCACUUGUACCUUUUGCAAUUGACACUUUAAAAGCAUCUGGUGGAGUAAUGAUUACUGCUUCUCACAAUCCUGCAAAUGAUAAUGGAUAUAAAGUAUAUUACAAUAAUGGAUGUCAAAUUAUUCCCCCUAUAGACUCAGACAUAUCUGAUUCAAUUGAACAUAACUUAAAACCUUGGAAUGAUCAAGUUUGGAAUAUUACAGGAAAUUUUACAAAAGGCUUGGAAGAUGGGAGAUUGAAAGUAGUGAGAGAUGAAAUUAUAGAGCAAUAUGUUUCUGGAGUCAAGGAAAAAUUACUAAAACAUAAUGAGUUGAAUUUUAAAUUUGUUUAUACUCCAAUGCAUGGAGUUGGUUUAGAUACUUUUGCAAAAUGUAUGAAAUUAUUCAAUAAAUCCGAUUAUACAGUUGUACCAGAACAAGCACAUCCAGAUCCUGCUUUCCCAACUGUUAGUUUUCCAAAUCCUGAAGAAAAAGGUGCUUUGGAUUUAGCUAUUAAAUUAGCAAAUGAAGACAAAAUUUCUUUAGUUAUUGCUAACGAUCCAGACGCUGAUAGAUUUAGUUGUGCAGUAGUUGAUAAAAAUGGAAAAUAUAAACAAUUAACAGGUAAUGAGAUUGGAUUUUUAUUUGCAAUGUAUAUAAUUGAAAAUACUCCAAGAUUGGACUUAUCAAAUACUUAUUUAUUGAAUUCAACCGUGUCUUCACAAAUUUUAAAAUCAAUGGCUAAUAAAGAUGGAUUCCACUACUUAGAUACUUUAACAGGUUUUAAAUGGAUUGGUAAUAAAGCAAUUGAUUUAACAAAUGAAGGAUACAAAGUUCCAUUUGCAUUUGAAGAAGCUAUUGGGUUUAUGUUUGAUUUAAUACAUGAUAAAGAUGGAGUUUCUGCAGCUAUAGUGUUUUUACAAUUAUAUCAACAAUGGUUUAGUUCCGGUAAGGUAAAUGUAUUUGAUAAAUUAGAAGAAGGUUAUAAAAAAUAUGGUUGGUUUAAAGAUUUAAAUGGAUAUUAUAGAUUAAAUGAUUUAAGUUUAACUAAUAAAAUUUUCAAAAACAUAAGAGAAUCAUAUUCACCAAAAGAAUAUCCAAUUGCAAUUGGAGAUUUUAAAGUUAUAACAUGGAGAGAUUUAACUGUUGGAUAUGAUUCAACAACAUCAAAUACUAAACCAAUAUUACCAAUAGAUCCACAUAAUCAAAUGAUAACAGCAAUAUUAGAACCCAUAGAAAAAUCAAAUAAAGAUAAAGAUCUUUCAGUUAGAUUUACAUGUAGAGGAUCAGGUACAGAACCAAAAAUUAAAAUUUAUGUUGAAGGUAAAUCAACUAUUAGUGAAUCAGAUGCUAUAAAUAUAGCUGAUAAAUGUUGGGAAACAUUGAAAAAGGAAUGGUUCAAACCAAAAGAAUAUGGUUUACAAGAAAUGAAACCAUGA